AUGGAGUGCACAAACGCUCCCGGAACGCUCCCGGAACGCUUGCGGUCCGGCAAUGUUAGAUCCAGAGUAAAGAACCACACCACCCCCAGCUUGCGUGGCCAGUAUCCAAACGGAAACGCCAUGCACAACGAGGCGUUCGUUGCGAGACUCAGCUGGCACAAGGGCUGCGGGUUAAUUCUGCUUGGUGGAUCGGAGGAGGAGGAGGAGGAGGAAGAGGAGAGGAGAUGGAAGGGGUGGGUCUGGAAGGUGACGGUCGAGGUGGUGGUGGUGGCGGUGGUGGUGGUUAAUUGA
This is a messenger RNA of Morchella importuna, 291 nucleotides long. RefSeq lists its product as uncharacterized. NCBI's taxonomy places the organism in Eukaryota, Fungi, Ascomycota, Pezizomycetes, Pezizales, Morchellaceae. The transcript has a single exon. Bases 1 to 291 code for a protein of 96 amino acids. The record is from RefSeq and is a predicted model, not a curated record.